AGUUUUUUUUUGGGAACAUUCGACAUCAGCCGGGGGGGUAACCCAAGGGGACGGUCUAUAAUAAAAGUUGAAGUAGAGAACAAUCUUCUGCGAUAGUACUACUCUAGGGCGAAAAAUAGCAAGUAGUAGGGACGAGCAGUUUCAGCAGCUAGCAAAAACGCAAUCAACAUGUCGCUCGGGGAAAUGGACAUGAAGACGCGGUUCAUCCCGAACCAGAUCCAUCUGACCAGUACUACGUUCAGGACGCGCAGGUCGAAGUCGCUCGACCAGCAAACCCUGCUGAUCGAAAACGUACCCGGUCGCGCGCCCAGGGACGUACCAGACCGCGCGACGGUACAUCCGCCGCGAAAGCCCAGUACGACCUACCAGGUAACCUGCUAGAGGACUUUCGAGCGCUUUACGUUGUGAUUAGAAGUAGAGAUGGAAUUCGUUAUAUUUUAGAUGAACGGAAUCUCUGAAAUAAUUCAGAUUGUAAUAAAGUAUGGCUUAGUUUUGCCUUUGCCAGCAAACCCUUGUGCGGUCAACGCGAUACAAUUCGAAUUCCAAAUGAACAACGAACAGGUAAUCAAUGCUCCUCCAGACCGUGUGUAUGGCCAAGUCUCGCGCACGAAGUUUUUACGACGCUGAUCAAAGAUUGUGGUGGGCUUUGUCAUGUAUAUCCCAAGGUGUAUUUGUUUCGUUUGCAAUCGGAAUCACGAAGAAAAAAAUGCGAUCGGAUUUGUAGAGUGCAUGGCAUGACAUGCAACAUACCACCACGAUCUUUUAUCGCCUUCAUAGAAUGGUGGUGAAGCCACGACGCAAGAUGCGAAUCAAACGUGGUGGGAAAGGGGGGAACACUGGAAUCGUGACAGCAACAUCAAACGAUGGAAUUUUCAGGAGGUGCGAAGGAAUGCGGCACAGGUAAAGAUAUGCUGUAGUGAUGAAAAUGAUUUUUUGAUGCUCUGCACCUGCAGAGCAGGAAAAAUGAUUUUUCCCGCACGUCUGGAUGAAGGCACGAAAAUCCUAGUUGGGUUCUCUUCGAUCGUUUCAUUUUUUUCAAUCCGCAACAUACGAAUGCAGGGAUCGCACGACGUUCACCGGCAUGAGCAGAUCAACCACGAGCGACUCGCCGCCGACCGUGAGAACCCGGUCGACAUGUUUAAAACGUGGAUUCCGCCCCGGAAGUACGACAAAUACAACCCAAAACCGGGGGCGGCCCGGGACUCCUUAUGAAAUGCAAAAAUGUCAUCUGGGGCUGGAAGGUCAUAACUUGUCAUGCUGUCUGUGGAUCCUAAAAAAAUUUGGAUUGCAUAUCACCAUCAAGAGGGGUCGGAAUUGUCCUACGUAGAGAGGGCAUUUCUCAUGCGGUAGAGGUAUCACAAAGCCCUCUGAAAAUCAGUGAUGCUACGGCUUGCAUCACAGACAUCAUGGCUCAUGGAAAAUAUGCAUGACAAGUCUAGAAAUCUUCCAGACCCAGACAUUUUUGCACUUGAUACUCCUGCGGCAUCCACAACCAGCUCGCGCGGAAAAAUACCGAGUACGGCUGGUGCUACGACUAUCAUUUGUAAAAACGUCCCCACCCCAGAGUUGUCAUGCAGAUUUGCACUGACAGGAACAUUUGUAAUGCGCAUCACUAUGAGAGCAAUUUCUAGUCGUGUUGUGGCAUUUGUAAUGCUGUAACCAGGAUCAGUAGAUGGAUUUGUGAUGCGUUUUCCCUUGCUAACCUGCACUACACUACGGACGGCAACUCGUGAUGCAUGAGUCCCAAAACUUCUAGGUUUGUGUUGCAAAAUCCCCAUCUUGACUCUGGUGUGGGGACGUUUUUACUCAGGAUAACGACGGCGACUCGACCCGGCCCUCGGCGAUUUACACCAAGAAGUUCCAGAAAAUGGGCGAAGAUGCGUUCCGGAAGCGGGGGACGUGGGUGAUCUAAGCAGACUACAGGACAAGAAGUACAGAUGGGUGGUUCAGGUUCUUAAAUGAGUCAGAACAGUCAACAGUAGCCGUGCAUUUGCUGUUCUAUUGCAGGGUGUUGCACGUGGUCAUGGAGUCGUGUAGCUUCUGGUUUUGUUUGAGCUGAGCGCUUUUCUUGCGCAGAUUUCAGUUUUCGCUUUUAACCUCAUGUUUCCGUUGAUAAGUACAGCAUUUCGCUUUUAUUCUAUUUUUUUACGCUUUUGAGCACUCUUUGGGAAAAUUUUCUGCUAAAUAUUGCAUCGCUCUACGUUGAUAUUUGCAUACUUUUUUGAAACCAUGCAUCCAUAUCCACUCUCACACCAAACUUGUACAUAUUUUUGAGUCGAAGUGCCAUCGCAUGCGAUACCGAAAACUGUACCAUAUUUUUGUUUGCCCCUAGUGGGUUAUUUCUAGUAAGAACUGGAAACUGGUGUUUUAGGCGCUUUUUCCCUCGCUUGUGAGGCUAAGGAGUGUGC
Molecule: messenger RNA, 2408 nt
Organism: Amoebophrya sp. A120
Lineage: Eukaryota; Dinophyceae; Syndiniales; Amoebophryaceae
Source: the annotation of a GenBank genome assembly